CCCCCUUUUUGUUUCAAACGUAAACAAAACCAAAAGCGUUGAAUCAAAAAGAAAUUUUCGCUGGCAGUCUGGGCAGUCUGGCAUUGCCAUUUUUGUGCAAUUUUUUGUUGAAUUCUGCGGGAGAUUAGAGAACUUUUUAUUUUUGAAGAUUUCAACAAGAUAAAAACAAGAUUUCGGUCGAAAAGUGUGGAAUCAAAAGCAGUAAAAUCGGAAGGUUUUAAUAAUUAUGACUUGCCAGUGAACUAAAAUUACUGACAGAUUUUUUCUUCUGCUACAAUGUCAGCAGUCAACGAGACAAGUGUCUGCCUGACAGCAGCAUCCGAGGAGAUGCUCUUGAACAAAAUCAUGGCACGGAGCUUCAGCGGCUUCCGGCUGAACAAAAUCCAAGUAAAGGGUGCAGCCAAGAAAGUCCUCAUCGAAGCUUACAAAGGCCACUCAAACAAGCGCGAACUACAGCAGCAACUGAAGGUCACCGAUGAGUGGUUCCUCUACUUCACAGGGAAGUACCCUUCGGUCAAGAACAUCCUUGUUGAUGGAAAGCACGGCAAGUCGAGCCACGAACGCAAAAGUUGCUCUACCCAGGAGGCGCAGCUGUGGCACGAAAAUCUGCUCAAGUACAUUCGACCGAGUGUGGAAGAGGAGACGCUGGACAAGAGCAGGGUCUUCUUGGGCACGGUCAACAACUUUCUGUUCAGGGACAGGAUUGGCAAGUACGUUUUGCGCGGCAUGAGAGACUUGGAUGACUUUGAACAGGCCAAGUCAAGAAGGUCGGACGAGAACCUUGCUUGCAUUACCACAUUCAAUGCUGAAGGGAAAAUGGCUCCUUUGCUGCUCAGCUUCAAAUCAAACAGAAUUUCACCAAUAUUCAAGCACAGCAUGCCCAAAGAAUGGAGCACCGAGUGCAACACUAGUGGCUGGGCGGACACAAAUGCGCUCAUCUCUUUCAUGAACAAAUUUGCCUUUUGGCUCAAAAAGUCUGAAAUCCAGCUGCCGGUCAUUCUGGUUCUCAUCAUGGAAAAUCUCUACAUGCACAUAGACGUCACAAACUUCUGCGAGAAAAACGGAAUCAUCCUGUGCUGUCUCCCAAAAAACAUCUUCCAAACCAUCGUGCCGGACGAAACCACUCUGAACGUCCUCUCCAGGAUUAAGAGCAGCUGGAAACUGCUCGAGUCGGUCACCAGACCAAACUUUUCCAACAACUACGCAGAAAUUCUCAACAAUAUUCCCGAAUCGGUCUUUACAGAAACUUUUAAACUGUGUGGCUUGUUUCCCCUGAAAAGGGAAAAUUUAGACCUUUCGAGGUGCGACCCUGAGAGCUACAGCAAUCAACUGACCAAAGCUGAGCAGACGCUGGACGAUUUGGAGAAAGUUUUGCCCCAGAGGACCCUGCUGCAGUUUCAGAGUUGCUACCCGUACAGAGUUUGGCUCAAUCACAGCCAGAAUACGUCACUUUUCCAGGCGUGGGUCAAACUGAAGAAAAAGGCCAGAGGAAUUAAUCAAAAUGAUCUUGAUGACAUGUAUGACGAAGAGUAUUCGGAUGAAAUACCAGAGUGUGCUGAGCUUGAUUUGUCUCUCAGCCCACCAUCCCCAGAGCAAGUAGAGGCUGAAAUGGCUGAAAUUCAGAAAGAACCGGAACCUGAUCCUCUCGAAAGCCAAUCUGAAUCUCCGCCGAUCACCGAGUCGGACGAAGCUGUGGCCAACAUUCAGCAACUUGAUACCGACGACGUCCACGACACAAUCGCCAUUGCCUUGGCCAACAUGGGCGAGAUGGAGUUCAGUGUUAACAAAGGAAAAAGAAACUCUGAAGAAGAGGAAUCGUCUGUGCCGCUGAAAAUUACCAGAAGGUCUUUGCAUAACCGAACAGAGGGACACGGCGUCAUCACCAGCCUCAUGCAGAACAAAAGUCCCAUCAGCAAACUGCACAUUCCCUCCAUGCCCUUGAACCCGAGCACACCCAGGGCCGCCUGUAAAAUAAUAACCUCCGAACUGGCCGAAGCGAGUGUGGACCGCAGAGUGGCCGCAGGUGUCAGUUUCAGAGCCAAAGUGCCAGAUUCUGUUUUGGCGGCGCUCAGAAACAAUACCAAUCCGAAUGUUCCCAAACGAAAAAGAGGCCAUAUCAGCGAAUGAUUACAAUUAUUAAAUUUUUUGUAUCAUUCAAAUGUUUAUCGAAUUAGUUCACGAUGACAUAAUGCAUUUAGGAGAUUUUCAAAAGUCUAAUAAAAGCAAGUUGAGUGAUUUUAAAUAAUAUUUUAUUUUUAUGAAUCAG
Molecule: messenger RNA, 2266 nt
Organism: Neocloeon triangulifer
Lineage: Eukaryota; Metazoa; Arthropoda; Insecta; Ephemeroptera; Baetidae
Exons: 4
Coding region: 277-2127 (616 amino acids)
Source: RefSeq, a predicted model, not a curated record